AUGGUGGGACUGCUUUCGAACAAAACCCAAAAGGACAAACUAAAGCUUGGCGAUCACAUCUACUCUUGGAGACACUCGUAUAUCUACGCUCAUCAUGGAAUAUAUGUCGGGAACGGAAAUGUGAUCCAUUUCACUCGGGGACCGGGACAGGAAAUCGGGACGGGAACUGUGUUAGAUCGUUUCAUUUUCAGCUCGUCUCUUUCCAAUACCUCCAAGCCCCCAUGCCCGAUAUGUGGUGACCAGUCAAAAUCUGAUGGUGUCAUCUCUUCUUGCCUCGACUGUUUUCUUUAUGGUGGUGAACUAUAUCUGUUUCAGUAUGGUGUCUCUCCUGCAAUGUUUCUUGCCAAAGCUCGUGGCGGAACAUGUACUCUUGCCCCUUCUGAUCCGCCUGGAGCUGUCCUUCACCGUGCUGAAUAUCUUCUUCAGAAUGGUUUUGGCGCCUACAAUAUUUUCAAGAACAAUUGUGAGGAUCUUGCAAUAUACUGUAAAACUGGUUUAAUUGUCUUCACAAAAAUUAGUGUCGGCCGGAGUGGGCAGGCAGCUUCUUUUUUAGCUGCUGCUGGUGCCAUUGUCCCAUCACCACUUCGCUUUUUAACUACUAGCUCUCCCGGUCUUAUAGCAGUGGGAUAUGGCAUUUAUUGUAUUACCCGAGUUAUGUCCGAUAUUGGAGUACGAGGUGAUGUCGGGAGAAUCCCUGUUGAAAGGCUUGUUUCCGAAGCAGCAACUGAGACCCCGAAGGAAGAUUAA
Fraxinus pennsylvanica is the source of this 747-nucleotide messenger RNA. NCBI's taxonomy places the organism in Eukaryota, Viridiplantae, Streptophyta, Magnoliopsida, Lamiales, Oleaceae. The record is from the annotation of a GenBank genome assembly.